AUGGAGUGCGAGCAGCGUGCGACGCGAGGCGACAGCUGGCAAAAUGAUGCAAGCUACUCGUCGAGCGACGACGACUCGACGAACGAGACAACAGACAUUGGGGGCUCGGGAAACUUUCCGCGGAACGCGGGAGCGCAGCGCGCGGGCGCCGGCAACGGAUAUGGGCCGGGCGCGCGGGAGCGAGAGUGCAAGGGAGUGCGGAUUCCGCGGGGGAGCCAACGCUCUCAAUCCGCGGAAGACGCCGUUACCGUGGCCGGCGUUGAGGGCGUCUCACGUUCCGUGAACGCCGCCGCGCCGCCGCUGCCCCGCCUGGACGCGAUGGGCGGCGCGGCGAGCCGGCACGUGCGCGCGGUGGAGGACGCGGCGCUGUGGUACGCGUGCGCGGGGCCGCUGGUGACGGUGCCGGCCGUGGGGUCGCUGGUGGUGUACUUCCCGCAGGGCCACGUGGAGCAACAGCAGCGCCUCGCGCAGCGCGAUCCACCGCAACUGACCGAAUCGGAGUCGCCGCCGCGCUCGCCGCCGUCGGGGCUGUCGUCGCCGAUCGCCAUCUCCACGUCGGAAUCGGAGUCGCAAUCGCACAACAGCGGCGACGACUCGCCAAGCGCGUCGCACGGCAACAGCGGGUUGAGCCAAUCGCCCAGCCAAUCAGACUCGAGCGGCUGCACUCUCCCCCGAGGCCGUGCAUCCGCUUCCCCCCUUCCCGCCGGCCAAUACGCGCAAAGCAGCGGCAGUCCUGGCGGAGGGAGCGGCAAGUCGCGCGGAGCGGACAGUGGGAGCGCAACGGAGAGCGCGCAGGCGAAGAGGCGACAGCAGCUGCCGCCCAGCCACAUCUUCUGCCGCCUGACGGCCGUCGCGCUUCAGGCGGACGAGCGCACGCACGAGCUGAUGGUGCGCUUCGAGCUGCAACCCGUAGAUGAGGCGGAAGCAGUGAAGGCGCAGGCAGCCGCCAGCCAGGAGGCGCGCAAGGCAGGCGCAGCGGGGAGGAGACGGGGGCGCGAGGGGGAGAAGGCGGACGCGCAAGAGGAGCAGAGCGAGGAGGGCAGCCUGGACACAGACGGCGGGCGCACGCAGGCAGCGCGCCCGGGGGGGCUGCAGGCGCAGGCAGGGGUGCAGGAGGGGGUGCACACGCACAUGGGCGCGCAUGCGCGGCUGCACAUGUGCUGCAAGCGCCUCUCCACCAGCGACGCCGCGCCGCAUGGCGGGUUCUUCAUCCCGCGCAAGGCUGCUGAGUCCCUCUUCCCCGCCCUCGACGCCAAUGAGGAGGGGCCAUGUCAGCAGCUGGUGGCAUCCGACGUGUUCGGCCGCGAGUGGAACUUCCGCCACGUGUACCGCGGGUCGCCGCGCCGCCACCUGCUGACGGCGGGGUGGAGCGCCCUCUGCGCGUCGUGGGGGCUCGCAGCGUCCGACCGCAUCGUCUUCCUCAGCCGCCACGCGCCUCUUUCCACCAUGCCAUGCCUCACUCUGCUCCGCUCGCUCUUCCCCCGCUCUCCCUUUCCUCCUCCCCCACCCCCCGGUACUGGCAGGGCGGGCAACGGGGCGCUCAAGGUGGGCGCGCGGCGCAGCGAGGCCGUGCUGGCAGCGCAGCACAGGCGGCAGAGGGAGCGGGAGAGAGGGUGCGGGGCAACCAACUCUGCAAGCAGUGCAGGAGCAGCCAAGGAGGGGAGGAGCAACUCGGGUGCACAGGCCACAGCAGCAGCAGGAGGAGGCGGCAGAGGUGGUGGUGCUGUGGCGACGACGGUGACAGCGAGUGAGGUGUUGGAGUGGGCGGCGCACUGCCACGGCGUCAAGAGGGCCUUCUCCGUCGUCUACCACCCCUGGUAUCCACUCCUCCCCUCCUCUGCUCCUUCACCUCCUUCCCUCUCCUCGUCUUGCCCUGAGUCUCUUGCUUCUUUCCUCUGCCCUCCCUACCCGUCUCCCCCAACUCUUCAACCUCCUCGCCUCGCCCCCAUUGCGCUCGUACCACGCAGCCCAUGCCACUCCCUCCUCGCACCACCGCUCCCUCUUUCCUCCACGCAUCACGACCGCCUCUCACCGCCCCUUCUCUGCGCGUCCACCUGCGCGUCCCCCCAUCCCCCCAUCCCCCCAUCCCCCAGCGUGGCAUCAACGCCAGCGCCCUUUGUGCUGCCCCUCGCCGCCUUCUGCGCUGCACUGCGCCUCAAGCAGCGACUGACAGCAGCCAGCGAGGUGCGCAUGGCGUUUGAGACGGACGAGCUGUCCACGCACCGCCUGCGCGGCACUGUCACAGCCGUGCACCGGGCGGCCAGUGGCGUGUGGCCGACGUCGCAGUGGCGCAGUGUGCGCGUGCGCUGGUUUGACUGCGACUCCUCGCUGCCCCGCCCCCCCCUCGUCUCCCCCUGGCACCUCGAUGACUCGCUCCCCUCCGCCCCCCGCGCCUCCCCCUGCUCCUCCUCGCUCUCCGCGCCCAUGUCCCUCUCCCUCUCCACCUCCUCCUCCCUCACCGCCUCCGCUCCUUUCCCUUCCUCCUCCUCUUUCCCCUCCUCCUCCUCUUUCCCCUCCUCCUCCUCCCCCUUCCCCUCCCCCCGGCCCCUUGUCUCCCCCCGCCCGCCCUCAUUCCCCCGUGACCCCCGACCCCCACGCUCCAGCUUCAGGGAUUCCGCGCUCCCCCCUCUCUCCGCCUCUCCCCCGCUCCACACGUCCCCGUCCGCGCUCAUGCCCCCGCCUCCCUCCCCCACCACGGCCAGAAGCGCCUCCUCUGCCCCACACCUCUCCUCCGCGCCCACCCCCCCAACACCUCUGCGCCUGCCCCCCUCCGCCUCCCCCUGCCUGUCCCCUGGCGGGGGGCGGCGCAUCAGCCUGGCGGAGUGGCGGCAGUGGCGCGCGCUCGUGAGGCACAGCCGCAGUGAGGGUGGACGGCCAGCAACCCCUCGCCCCACCACACGCCUGCCGCCCGCCGCACCACAACAGGCCGGAAGUGGCGUCGCAGGCAGUGGGGCGUGCGGAGUGCUCCCACCCGCCAAUGGCGUACUGCCACCUGGCAGUGCGGUGCGCAAGCGAGUGCGCUUCCAGUGCGACCUCGACCCGCCUGCGCCCUCCCCUCCUCCCCACUCCGUCCCACCCCCCCACUCCUCCCCUCCCACCCACUCCUCCCCUCCUCCCCACUCCACGCAGCCGCCCCAUACCCCUUCCCAACCCCACCUCCGCCCCCUUCCCACCGUCCUCUCCCAUGCGGCGCCUCCUCCCAGCGCCCCUCGGCCUGCCAGGCUGUCUCUCGCCACGCUGCUUCCACUCACUGACUGCCACGUGGCAGCUGACUCAGCAGAGCAGCGGCCAGGGAAGAAGGCAAGGAGUGCCGUCCCUUGUGCCAGCUGGCAGAGUGGUGACGUGGAGGGACGCGUGGAGGAGGGCGAGGAGGAGUGUGAGGAGCAAGAAAUGCGUGAUGUGGAGUGUGGGAAGGGAGGCGAGGAGGAGGAAAUGGUGGAGGCGGAGGUGCGCGAGGAAGAGAAGGGAAGGGACAGGGAGGAGGGAGGUAAGGGCGAGGAGGGAAGGGAGAAGAGAAAGGAGGGAGAGGAGGCAGAGCAAGGAGCAGAGGAGGGCAUGGCGGGUGGGCAGGGCCACUCAUCGUUUGAAGUAGCGGCGGCAUCCCUGCUCGUGCUCAAGCACGCCGGGCACCACUCCGCUCCUGCCGCAGCAGCAGCAGCAGCAGCCAUGGCUCCAGCAACCCCACCAGCUGCAACUCCAGCAGCAGUGCCUUCGGCUCUCGCCCUCUCGCUCUCCCCGUCACCCCCUGCUCGCCCUCUCUCCAUCUCCCAUUCCUCAACACUCCACGCUUCAGCUGCCUCAGGUGCCUCAGCCUCUCACACCCACCCGUUGUUCUUUCUCUUGCUUGCCUGUGCUCUCCUCCCUCAGCUGCGGGUGGAGGGAAGCCCAGUGAUGCGCACGGUGGAUCUGAGUGGCAUCGGCAGCUUCCAAUCACUGUACGCCACGUGUGCAACCAUGCUGCAGCUGCCUCUGCAGCAGCCGGGGCAGCCCUCAGAGGGUGCCACGUGUCCCUGGCAGCUCACCUACACCGACGCCGAUGGCGACACGCUCCUCGUCGGGGACGGGCCCUGGAGGUCAGCAACCCCUCGCUGCACCUCCUUCCUCCCACUCUCUCACUGCAUCUCAUCCCUCCUCCCUCUCUACCUCUCGUUUUCUCCCUCUUGUUCUUCCUCUCACUCCUUCCACUUCCCUCUGCUGCUCCUCUACUUGCUGCAUCUCCGCCUUAUGCUCGUGUCCUGCCUCCUUUAG
Closterium sp. NIES-65 is the source of this 4248-nucleotide messenger RNA. The record is from the annotation of a GenBank genome assembly. NCBI's taxonomy places the organism in Eukaryota, Viridiplantae, Streptophyta, Zygnematophyceae, Desmidiales, Closteriaceae.